AUGGCUGUCAAGGACUUCGAAACCGUCCUCAAGGCCAAAUACCCCGGCAAGGCGCAUGCCAAGCGCGUUGUCGACCUCAUCCGCAAGACGAAGCCCGAUGCAAAUGGCGUCAUCUACCUCGAGGGUCGCAUGACCAAGCUGCUGGAGGACAAUGAUUCUCCCGAGCACUUCAGACAACGCCGAUACUUCUACUACCUCACCGGCUGCAACCUCGCCGACUGCACCUUUGCCUACGACAUACAGGCUUCCAAGUCAAUCCUCUUCAUCCCUCCAAUCGACCCUGAUGAUGUCAUCUGGUCUGGUCUCCCUCUCAGUAUUGACACUGCACUGAGCCGUUACGAUGUCGACGAGGUCAAAUUCACCACCGACGUCAACGCGACCCUCUCCCAGCUUGCCAAGCAGAGUCCCGAUUCGACCGUCUUUGCCAUUGCCAACCAAGUCUCCGAUAAUGUCACCUUCCUCGACUUUGGAAACAAGGAUUUCGAGACUGUCAAGAAUGCCAUUGAAGUCUCCCGCGUUGUCAAGGACGAAUUUGAAGUCGCCAUGAUCCACAAGGCCAACCACAUCUCCAGCCUGGCACACAAGGCCGUCAUUGAGCGUUCCAAGACGGCCGCUACCGAGCAGGAACUAUAUGCUACCUUUUUGGAGCGAUGCGUCUCGCACGCUGCUCCUGAGAUGGCUUACCACCCCAUCAUGGCUGCUGGAAAGGCCGCUGCCACACUUCACUAUGUCGACAACAAUGCUCCCCUUAGCGGCAAGCAAAAUUUGCUGAUUGAUGCUGGUUGCGAGUGGAACAAUUAUGCCUCAGAUAUUACAAGAACCUUUCCUCUGACUGGCAAAUUCACCAAGGAAUCCAGAGACAUCUACGAUAUUGUCCUGAGAAUGCAGAAGGAAUGUACAGAACUCAUCAAGGGGGGCAUGCUCUGGGACGACCUGCACCUCCAUGCUCACAAGGUUGCCAUUGAUGGACUUCUUUCCCUCGGCAUUCUCAAGGGAGACGCCAAAGAGAUUCUCGACGCCCGCACAAGCGCUGCCUUCUUCCCCCACGGUCUCGGACAUCACCUGGGCAUGGACACCCAUGACACUGGCGGCAACCCGAACCCCAACGACAAAGACAAGAUGUUCCGCUACCUGAGACUGCGUGGUCAUGUCCCCGCUGGUGCCGUCGUCACUGUCGAGCCUGGCAUUUACUUUUGCGACUUCAUCAUCAAGCCAUAUCUUGAAGACUCUGUGCACAGCAAGUACAUUGACGCAGCCGUACUUGAGAAGUACUGGGACGUCGGUGGUGUUCGAAUCGAGGACAACAUUUAUGUCACGGAAAACGGCUAUGAAAACUUGACCACGGCUAUUAAAGAAGUGAGCGAUGUUGAGGCCGUGUCGGCCAAAUAA
This is a messenger RNA of Pochonia chlamydosporia 170, 1389 nucleotides long. Its product is annotated as prolidase pepP. The record is from RefSeq and is a predicted model, not a curated record. Gene Ontology annotation, molecular function: metalloaminopeptidase activity; manganese ion binding. The transcript is spliced from 5 exons. Bases 1 to 1389 code for a protein of 462 amino acids. Lineage: Eukaryota; Fungi; Ascomycota; Sordariomycetes; Hypocreales; Clavicipitaceae.